Messenger RNA from Cylas formicarius (sweet potato weevil), 14138 nucleotides. It is a transcript of the gene trol, whose product is annotated as basement membrane-specific heparan sulfate proteoglycan core protein. Bases 200 to 13174 code for a protein of 4324 amino acids. Gene Ontology annotation, cellular component: plasma membrane; axon. Gene Ontology annotation, molecular function: cell-cell adhesion mediator activity; calcium ion binding. The record is from RefSeq and is a predicted model, not a curated record. The transcript is spliced from 65 exons. NCBI's taxonomy places the organism in Eukaryota, Metazoa, Arthropoda, Insecta, Coleoptera, Brentidae. Gene Ontology annotation, biological process: dendrite self-avoidance; axon guidance; homophilic cell-cell adhesion.
UUGCGCACACAGGACGCACAGACUCUUCUGGUCCAUUUACGCGCGACUACUUCGCGUCUCGCCGUGACCGGGACCGUGGAAAAAAAAACUUUUCCGAACUAACAUAAAAUAAUUCCGGGACGGGCGAUUUUAUUAUGACAGUCCGUUCGUGAGUGUCGGGAAUUUUCGUUUUGUUUUGCAUUCAAUCGGCGACGAGAAGAUGGACGUUUUCGGCGAGCGAAAUGCCGGGACACGCCGCUGGUUCUUCGCCGGCUUGUUGCUGGCCGGUCUCCUGAUGUCCAUCGUGCAUACUUCUACGUCAGCGGAAUCGCAGGAGGAUUCCGACUUAGUAUUCGACAUCUUGGAAUCGAAAAAUUACGAGAGCCUGCGCAGGAUAGCCAGGGAAUCAAGCGAUUUAAGCAAUUCUAGUCCGCCGGUGGAAGAUCAACAUUGGUUGUCGAGCACUGUAGAUAGGUUAAAGCGAAGCAUAGGCGGUUUAUUUAUCAACAGCGAAGGAAAUGGCGAAAACGAACGGGUACAAAAAUCGACCCAUGACAAGAAUCAUUCUGCCAACCAUCUCAAACGAAAAUCGUCUGCUAAGAACCGACAAAAGUCCGACCAUCUUAGAACGCAUCGUCAAGCCUCGUAUCAGGAUCGGGAUGAAUACGAAUACGAGCAACAGCAGAUUGAGGAUGAUUAUGAUAUGGAAAACGAAGUUAAAGACUUGCUUGAUACUAACGAUGACUACGGAGAAAUAGAAGUAGACGGUGAAGCGGAGGGUGAAGAGAGCUUUCCCCCCAUCGCAUCCGACGAUGAAGAUAUAGCCGCUGGUUUUGCAUCCGGAGAUCUGGGUUCCGGCGAAGUAGAAACGGCGGAACCGCCCACAACAACUACCACUAGAGCGUCUCCUAGUCAUCCCAGGUACUACCGAUCGACAUUCACGGCAUUGGAGCCCUAUGUCGCUGGCUUCAACGACAGAAACUCGUACGAGUUCGUAGACUUGGCGACCAACGUCGAAGACGCCUUAAAGGGGCUAUUCGCUGACCAAGUCGGUAUCUAUUCGUUCACCGUCAUCAGCAUCGAGAAAGAUGAAGAGGAUGUACUUAAAAUAAGAAUAACCGUCGACAUCGAAUCUCAGGGACCCGACAGUAGUCUCUUGAUAGAAAACUUACUGUUGCAACAUAUCUCUAGUCAGCACAGAAUAGGAUCAUUGACUGUAUCCCCGGAGGACUUCAGAUUUAGAGCUUUCGAAGAUAACCGUCCCACUUGCCAAAGCGAUGAGUUGCAAUGUAGAAAUUUACAAUGCGUACCUCAUAGUAGCAGGUGUGACGGUAAGAGAGAUUGCAGCGACAAUUCCGACGAAGACGGUUGCCCCACCUCUCCUAUUAUCGAAGAGGAGACUACAACUUCAACGACCACCACCACCACAGCCGCCUACGAUCCAUCAAUCACCGCCAUCCCUACAAAUUGGCCUACUAGCGACGCGGAUACCACAACUAGUACCACUACCACUACAACCGAAUUUCCCGAUUUCGGUAGCGGCGACGGAGACGGUCGCGCAGACGACAUCUUGCAAUGUGCAGACGGUUCGAAAUUUUAUUACGGGGACCAGAAGUGCGACGGUAUUCAGGACUGCGAGGACGGUAGCGACGAGAUCGACUGUUUGGGAGCCCAAGAUGACUGCGCCCAGGGUGAAUUCAGCUGUGACUUUUCGCGAUGUAUUCCUGUGCAAAAGAGGUGCGACGGAGUGCCGGAUUGUUCAGACUCGACCGACGAGCAGGAAUGUUCAAGAUGCGAAAAUGGUGCCUUAUUCUGCGACGGCAAACUCGGGUACAACUGUAUCCCCGUAGACAGGAUAUGCGACAAAAAUCAGGAUUGCAGGGAUGGUGCGGACGAAAGGGAUUGCGAAGCGUCCCGAUGCAGCGAAUCAGAAUUCGAUUGUGGCGAUGGAGAGUGCAUUCCCAGCUAUUUGCGGUGCAGCGGGGAGCCGGAGUGCAGGAAUCAGCACGACGAAUACGGCUGUCAAACCUCACAAACGUUGGGAACCUGUAGGCCAGACCAGUUUAGGUGCCAUGACGGAGAGUGCAUACCUUUAGAAUGGCAGUGCAAUCGUCAGUACGAAUGUCUUGAUCAAAGCGAUGAAAAAAAUUGUCCAUGCCGCGAUACGGAUUUCCAUUGUCUCAAUGGUUUUUGCAUACCGUACGCGCAACGAUGUGACGGAACACGCCACUGUCAAGACCAGUCCGACGAAAUUGGAUGCGAAAAUAUUACACGAUGCGAGCACUACCAGUGGCGAUGCUCGAAUGGCGAUUGCAUCGAUCAGAUUUAUCGAUGCAAUCAUAACAUCGACUGCGGUGACGGGUCCGACGAAAAGAAUUGUUCCUAUUGCACGCGCGAUCACUACAGAUGCGGUGACGGGUCUUGCAUUGACGUCACGAAAAGGUGCAACGGCGUGGGCGACUGUCCCAAUUCCGAAGACGAAGAGCAGUGUGAGUAUUGCGGACAGAACCAGUAUAAAUGUCACAACGGACAGUGUAUACCGGAGGUACUGAGGUGCGACGGCAAUUACGAUUGCCUCGAUUCCACGGACGAAAUCGAUUGCCUCACUGAAGAAUGCGGUGCGGACCAAUUGAGAUGCCGCGAUGGUACUUGCGUCACUGGUGUACAGUGCGAUCGCGUUUACGAUUGCCUGGACGGUACCGACGAACAAAACUGCGAGUACUGCUCGAUAGAAGAGUUCAAAUGUCGCGACGGGCAGUGUAUUCACGAGAGUUUGAAAUGCAACGGCGUGCCCGAAUGCCGCGACGGUUCGGACGAGGAAGAGUGCGAGGGAUGUCUCAACGAUGAGUUCGAUUGCGAAGACGGCACGUGUCUGGAGAUCGAAAGGAAAUGCGACGGUUAUAGGGAUUGCAGCAACGGUCGGGAUGAAGAUGGAUGCCCCGAGGUUCAGUCGCGUAACGAAAGCAAUCAGGCGACAACCUGCCGAGCCGACCAGUUCGAUUGCGGCCAAGGAGAAUGCAUCGAUCUCACGUUCAGAUGCGACAACUACCGAGACUGUAUGAACGGAACCGACGAAAUCGGAUGCGAUUGCAGAGUGGACGAGUUCAGGUGUAACAACGGCGUUUGUAUACCCUCCGACCGGGUAUGCGACAGAAAUCCCGAUUGCGAGGACGCUUCGGACGAGGCAAACUGUCGCAGGGCUUGUCAGGGCAACGAGUUUAGGUGUCACAAUAACGACUGCGUGCCGAAUCAUCUGCGCUGCGACGGUAGACGCGAUUGCUCCGACGGAUCCGACGAACUAGAGUGUGCUUGUCCCAGCGAUAAGUUCCAAUGUACGAACGGGCAAUGCGUAGAGGGCUACUUACGCUGCGACAGGACGCCCGACUGUAGUGACGGGUCGGACGAAUAUAAUUGCCCAUACGUUACACCCGAAACAACCACCCGUCCUUAUUUGCCACCAGGACCGACCGGACGACCGGACGCGAUCAGCUGUCCGGACGGUUAUGUCCACUGCCUAAGCGGAAACCAAUGCGUGGAGCGGAAUCGCCUUUGCGACGGACGCGUCGAUUGCAACGAUAUGUCCGACGAGUCAUCUUGCAUUGGAACUUCCGACGGCCUCCUCCUUAAAACGUAUCCAUCACAACAGGAAAUCAAAGAAAACAUUUAUAAACUGGACCGGGAAGUUGUGUUCCAAUGCCGUGACGAGGGACCACUUCGAGCUAGAGUCCAAUGGACUAGGGCCAACGGGCAACCAUUACCGCCCGGUUCGAGAGACAUCAACGGUCGCUUGGAAAUGCCCAACAUCAGAUUGGAACAUGGCGGCACUUACGUGUGCUCGGCGGUGGGCUACCCUCCCAGAACUCCCGGGGCUCAAGUGGCUGUUCAAUUGCACGUGGAAAAAGGCAAGAAAACUCAGUCGUCAAUUUUGAAAUACGGAAACUUGGCGCCAUUAGAUACAGAGUACCACGGAACAGCUUGCGGACUGAACCAGUCUACUUGUUCCAACGGCGACUGCAUUUCGAAGAAUCAAGUAUGCGACGGCCGAUACGACUGUACCGACGGAUCAGACGAAAGCCGAUGUAGCUUACAAUGCGAACCUAACGAGUUCAAGUGCGACAACAAGAAGUGCGUCAUCAAAACGUGGGUCUGCGACGCCCAAGACGAUUGCGGCGACGGUUCUGACGAGGCGGGAUGCGCGCGAACCAUCCCCGGGUCGGACUGCGGCGCGCAUCAGUUUAGGUGUCACCGAGACGGUCUUUGCAUACCGAAAGCGUUCCACUGCGAUGAAGAACCUGACUGCGGCGACCGAAGCGACGAAAUCGGGUGUGCUAAACCAGUGGUCUCGCGACCUCCGCCUCAAAUGGUAAAACUCCAAACCGGACAAACGUUCGAGAUAUCAUGCCGAGCGGUGGGCGUGCCCACCCCGCAAAUCGUGUGGCGCCUGAACUGGGGCCACAUCCCUCCCAAAUGCAAAACACGCAGCAAUGACGGCGAAGGGGUCCUGGUUUGCGAGGAUAUCCAAGUUGAGGAUCAGGGCGCGUAUUCCUGCGAAGCGAUCAACACCAGAGGCACCACGUUCGCAGUACCGGACACCAUUUUGAUCGUCAACCAAGAAUCCGUCUGUAGAUCAGGAUAUUUCAACGUGGACGCCCGAUUGGAAAGCGAAUGCAUCAAGUGUUUCUGUUUCGGACACACUACCAGCUGCAGAUCUGCGGACUUGUUCGUGUUUCAGUUCCAGCCGCCUUUUGAUGUCCUAAAGUUGUUGGGUGCUCGAGUCGAUCCCUACACGGGAGUAGUCGACAUUAGGGAUGAACCAAUCUACAAGGGGGCGCAGCCUCAUCUUCAGCCCGUCGGCGCUAAUGGCGUCUACUCUUCGCUCCAACGUUACGGCGAACUGAUACAGCCCGACGUGGUUCCCUAUUUCGCCCUGCCGGAGAAUUACCACGGCAAUCAGCUGAAAAGUUACGGGGGUUAUCUGCGUUACAGCGUAGCCCACGGAAACCGAGGUCGACCUCUUCCAGGACCCGACGUUAUUUUCACCGGCAACAACUAUGUGCUGCUGCACGAGUCCAGGCAAUCUCCUCAACCAUAUGGUACGACCACCAUGCAGGUGAGAUUCUUCGACGGCGAUUGGAUUAUCAAAUCGGAUAGGGCGCCGCAACAUCCCGCGACGCGUGAAGAAAUAAUGAUGGCCCUGGAAAACGUAACCAACAUACUCAUCAAGCUCGAAUACAACGAGGGCAUCCUCAAUACCACCCUGUCGAAUAUCGAAAUGGAUUCCGCCGCGAAACCGGACAGCGGGCUGGGUACGGCAAACUACGUCGAGGAGUGCUCCUGCCCUGUUGGCUACACUGGUUUCUCCUGCGAGAGCUGCGCAAGUGGGUACGUGAGACACGAAUCUGGACCAUGGCUCGGUCAAUGCUAUCGGGAGCCGCCGGUAUGUCCGCAGGGUAGUUACUACGACGGCACCGACUGUCAGAUUUGUCCGUGUCCGCACACGAACCCCAGUAACCAAUUCGCUCGGACCUGUCACCUCGGAUCCGACGGAAACGUAGUCUGUGACUGCCAAGCAGGUUACGUCGGUCUAAGAUGCGAACAAUGCGACAGGGGUUAUUCGGGCAACCCCUUAGUGACGGGAGAUUUUUGUCGCCCGGAGAGUCACUGCAGCAUCGAAGGAUCAACCGGGACCGACGUUGACGGUAGAUGUGUGUGCAAGGAAUUCACUCACGGUCCAUCUUGUAACCAAUGCAAGCCCAACACGUUCUACUUGAGCACCAGAAACCAGUUCGGCUGCAUAUCGUGCUUCUGCAUGGGUGUGACUCAGCAGUGUUCCAGUUCAAACUGGUACAGGGAUACGCUGAGCUCGUACUUCACAACAUCAACGCUAGAAUUUAAACUAGUAGAAGAUAUCGACAAAGAAGCUCCUAUCUCAUUGGGCAUUCGUCUCGACAAAGACAGCAGGGAGAUAGCUUACAGUUCGUUCUCCAGACCGAACGUGUAUUAUUGGUCUCUGCCUAGGAAGUACUUGGGAGACAAAGUAACGUCUUACGGUGGGUACCUUAGGUACACCAUCAGGAAUACCCCGGUGCCAGGCGGCGCCAGUUCCAGGAACAACGCUCCAGAUGUCGAACUAGUUAGCGCCAACAACAUCAACCUGUUGCAUUUUUCAAGCAACGCGUCCUCGUCGUCCAACUCUCAAACAUUUGUCGUGCCUCUUUUGGAGCAAUAUUGGCAGAGAAACGACGGCCUAAGAACCGACAGGGAACACCUACUGAUGGCUUUGGCCGACGUCAGUGCCAUCUACAUCAAGGCGACAUACUUUACCAACACGCAAGAAGCGGCAUUGAUGAAUGUGUCGCUCGACAUCGCAUCGGAACGCAAUACCGGAUCUUUCGAACGCGCCCUCGAAGUCGAGCAGUGUUACUGUCCAACAGGAUACGCCGGACUUUCCUGCGAAGACUGCGCAUAUGGCUAUACCAGAUCAGGUGACGGCAUCUACCUGGAACUAUGCGUACCGUGCGAGUGUAACGGUUACUCGAACGACUGCGACCCAGAAAUAGGAGUUUGCAGAAAUUGCAGGGAUAAUACGUAUGGCGAACAUUGCGAUCUGUGUCGGCCAGGUUACGUGGGCGAUCCCGCCAGAGGACAACCUUGCAUCCCCCGUUCCGACGAGCCCGCGCCAUGUUCCUGCGACGAGAGAGGUGCCGCGUACUCGGAAUGCAGGAAUGGAAUAUGCCAAUGCAAGCCGAACGUGGAAGGUCCGUCUUGCGACAGAUGUCGUAACGGUACCUUCGGUCUGGACGCCGUAAGCAUCGACGGUUGCGAGUUCUGCUUCUGUUCGGGCGUGUCGAGCGAAUGUAGCGAGAGCAACUUCUACGUCGAACAAAUCCCAGUGACGAUCCUCGAAGAUCACGGUUUCACGCUGACCGACCAGUACUACCGCCAGAGAAUCGCCUCUGGUUUCAAUCUAAACCCGUCCCUUAACGAAAUCGGCUUCAAUUUCGCACCUAGUCAACGCGAAAGAAUGUACUGGUCUCUCCCAAGCAUCUUUACCGGCAACAAGUUAAAGUCGUACGGCGGCAAGCUCGAGUUUAUGCAGAGAUACCUCGACUUCCCUCACGCCACUUACGUGCCAGACAAAGACGUCAUCAUUACGGGCAACAGCGUCGUCGUCUACUGGACCAAUCCUCAAGACCUGAGACCGGAAAUCGUCAAUAGCGUGUCUAUAAGGUUGCAUCCCAGUGCGGGAUGGUACCGAUUGGAUCAGAAUCGCGCUCCAAGACCGGCGUCUCGGGAAGACCUGCUCAUCGUUCUGGCGAAUAUUGAAACGAUCCUCGUAAGGGCCACGUUGUCAACCGAUACUUCCAGCACGUAUUUGAGCGAUAUCACUUUAGACACUGCCGUGGACAUCAAUACAGGCAAACCCAGGGCUUCGACCAUUGAGGUUUGCAGAUGUCCCCAGGGCUACAGGGGCACGUCUUGCGAAUCUUGCGCGUCCGGUUACUACAAAGAUCUGUCCUUCUCGGACACCAGUCCGUUGGGCUCGUGCAGACGGUGUCCGUGUUCAAACCACGAAGAGAGUUGCCAGCUGGACAAUUCUCAGCGAGUGAUAUGCAACUGUCUCCCCGGUUAUAGCGGAAGGAAUUGCGAAUUGGAAACCCCCGUCAUUGUGACAGUGCCGCCAAGACCAAAUAUGACGAUCACGCCUCCGACACCGCCGUCGAUCGAAGUGGUCAUAACGGGUCACACGCUCCAAAUUUACGAAGUUGGCAGCACCGUCAGGCUUAACUGUUCGGCGACGUCACGCUUAGCCCCCCGAACCGUGCGUGUACACUGGAGCAAGGACUAUAGAGACUUACCAUACACGGCGAUCGAUGACGGACGCGGUCUCCUGGUGAUCACGAACCUGCAGGUCCCUGACUCUGGUCGCUACAUUUGCGAGGCAGACGACGGAUAUUCCAUCGUGACCCAAAGCGUCAACAUUGUGGUCGGUGUGAAAGUUACAAGAAAUAUCAGUAGUUCAGGUAAACAGCAAAACGACGUGCCUCCCGCCAUAGUGGUAUCUCCGCCUGUCAUCGACGUCAGCGAAGGCGGUCUAAUCGAAGUCCGUUGCUUGGCAUCCGGCAACCCCAUCCCAGAGUUACUUCUGUCGAGGGCCGAUCACAACGUAUUAAAUCCCAGCCACACCUUCGCCAACGGGGUAUUCCGCAUCACUCAAGCCAGAUCGUCGGACCAAGGGUUUUACCAAUGCGUGGCCACGAACCGUGCUGGCACCGACUCUAGAAGUUUCGAAGUGCGCGUUUCGGCCAGUUCAGUGUUGAGGGUCAGAAUCGACCCCGCCCAGUAUACCGGCCGAGUAGGCGAGGACGUGGUGCUCAGAUGUAUGGCCGAUCGCGCUCAAAUCGUGCGAUGGAGCAAACAAAACGGCAACCUACCGUACAGAUCUAGAGACGAAAACGGUCUGCUUUACAUCCCCAGCGCGCAAGCGGACGAUGCGGGAGUCUACAUCUGUACCGCUACGUCUUACGACGGGACCAGAGGCGUGCAGACCGUAACGGUGUCCCUGACCGGCGACUCCGGCGUCUACCCGUCCGCUAGGGUAUCCCAGGACCGUAUAACGCUCCGGCAAGGCGACUCCGUCGAGAUUAAAUGCGACGCGUCAGGUUCUCCGCCACCGACAGUAAAAUGGACCAAAGUGCAAGGCGAUUUCGGCGCCAAUCUGGAACAAAUCGGCUCCACGUUACACAUAAGAAACGCCAAGAUCGAAGACAGGGGUGUGUACAUUUGCGUGGUCACCAACAGCUUGGGCAUAGAACAGGCCGUAUCGACCGUGGAAGUUACACGGUUUGAGGCUCCGUUGCUGCAAAUUUAUCCCGAGUCCACUUUAACGAUAGUCGCGGGAAACAGCGCCCACCUGCAGUGCAGAACUAUACAGGGCUAUCCCUCGCCCACUAUCACCUGGAGCAGAGAAAAUGGUCGACCUUUGGGAACCAACGUAGAAAUAAUGUCCGGUGGAACAUUAAGACUGACGAGAAUCACCCAGAACGAGGAAGGCGCGUACGUGUGCACCGCAUCGAACGACGCCGGCACCGCGACGGCGGUCGCCACCGUCGUGGUCCACACCUUACCCGAAUUGCAAGUAACCCCGAACGAGGACAUGAUCACACGUUACGUGGACGAGCACUUGAGGCUCGAAUGCAGAGGUACCGGAAUCCCGGAACCUAACGUGCGAUGGCAGAAGGAAGGCUUGGUUCCCAGCGUGCGAGGAAGCUCGAAUUUAGACGAGUCCCAAGUUUCGCGUUCUUACGCCGUGCAAGAGUUUACCCGUCUAACGACGCAAGACGCCGGCGUCUACGUGUGCGUCGGAGAAAGCGGCGCUGGUAUCAACGAGAAGAGGGUACUGGUGGAUAUUUACCCGGAACGGGGCGAUAAUCCGGAUCAACAUCCGGGAGGCGGAGACGUUGGACCGCGACUUGACGAGCCCUUCGAAGAGUUCAAUGCGAUCGCCGGCGGGAGGGCGGAGAUUCGGUGCAGGAUAACUAGCAGCUCGGACGUGGAAACCUACACGGACUGGAUUAGAGCGAAUAACGCCACCCUGCCGCCAGGGGCGUAUAUUCGCGAAGGCGUGUUGUAUAUCGACAACGUGCAACCUUCUGCAGCCGGGGAUUACGAGUGCGUCAGUUAUUCGACUCGCGACCGCCAGGUGGUGUUCAGGGUCCGAAGCCGGCUUCGAGUGUUGUCACCUCCUCGCAUAAUGCUGAACCCGUCGAGGCAGGUGGUCGAACCGGGACAAGACGCUUAUAUAGAUUGUUCCGCGACCGGCGACCAACCCAUCCAGAUCGAGUGGAACGCCGUGAACCGUACUAUACCGGCCAGCGUGUACCGUCACGAUGGUUACAUCCGUUUCAACAAUAUCGAUAUGAGCGACGCCGGAAUGUACAGAUGCACCGCCCGAAACUCGGCGGGCGAGGCCGAUUCCGUCGCCGAAGUAAUCGUAGCCCAUCAGAGACCGACUAUCCAGGCAGAGAAUCGUUUCGCAAGCGCCGCACCCGGUUCAACGGUAUCGAUGCGUUGUAGGGCCGGCAAGCCUGAACAACAAAACAACAUCGAGUGGAUCCGUGAGAACAACGAGCUGCCACGCGGCUCUAGGAUAAGCGGCGGAAACCUAACCAUCUACAAUAUCAAGAAAGAGGACGAAGGUCGAUAUCAUUGCGAGAUCCGAACCCCGGAUGGUACCGUUUCCGACUAUUUCGAUCUGCAAGUGCAAGUGCAACAGCCGGGCUGUCGUAGUGGUUGGUGGCGUUGCGGCAAUGGUAAAUGUAUCUCGCCGGGGUUGGUCUGCGACGGAUCGAACGACUGCGAGGAUAAUUCCGACGAGAUAUCGGGCUGCGCUGAUUGGACGCGACGGGGUCCGUCAGUCAAAUCCUUACCUUCUCCAAACCCGGCCCUCCACAUCAGCCCGGCGGAAAGGGAAUACUCAGCGGGCGAGAACGUCGACCUGUACUGUCAGUCCAACGAACCGGGUGUGAUACCCACGUGGUCGAAGCUGGGAGGAUGGUUAGCGGACAACGUGAGGAACAAUGCCGGACGGUUGAUGAUAUACAACGCGCGAGUUGACAACGCGGGCGUCUAUAGGUGCGAGGCGACGGGACGUCAGGGAAUAUAUCACAAGGAUUACAACUUGUAUGUCAGAGACGAGGAAGAGGUGAACGACGACGCGCCCGUGGAGGUGAAACGCGUGAAGAGGCAAGACACGGUAGUACUAGACUGCAACUCCGACCUAGAGCAGCCCGUCACUUAUCUAUGGAGCAAGCAAGGCGGAACCCUUCCCAGUUACGUCGACGAGCGCAGCAAAACUAUAGUCUUGAACUCCGUCGGCAGUAUAGACGCGGGAACGUACGUGUGCUCGGUAACCAACGACAAACGCACCCUAGACGUGCCUAUCAUCCUCAUCGUCACCGGCAUCAUACCGUAUUUCACCCAGGCACCGAACAGUUACAUAAGUCUGCCGACCCUGCCGGACGCGUACCUACAUUUCAGCUUCGAGAUUUCCUUCAAGCCGGAGAACGACUACGGUUUGAUCCUCUACAACGGUAACAGGGAGCGAGAACGCGAGGCGGAUUUCAUAUCGCUCGCCUUGGAAAACGGUAUUCCCCAGUUCAAAUUUAAUCUGGGCCACGGUACCGCGACCACCACCAUUCAAGCGGACGAGCCGAUAGUCGAACGCGAUUGGCAUACCGUCAAAGUGGUCCGAAACAAGAAACGGGUGAUCAUGUUCGUCGACGGCAAAGGUCCGUACAUCGGUGAGCACGAGGGCAAAUACUUCGGGCUCGAUUUGAGUGAGCCCUUAUUUUUGGGAGGCGUGCCUGACUACGGCAACAUCUCGCCGGACGUGGAAAUCGAUAGAGGCCUCGUCGGUUGCGUUAGCCGUUUCAAGAUAGGCUACGCGCACCAAGAUAUCCUGCAAGAGGCACUCAACACGACCGGCAUCACCAAUUGCGAGACGUGCACUGAGAACAAGUGCCUAAACCAGGGAGCGUGUCAGGAGGCGUUAACGACCGAAGGUUACACGUGCGUUUGCCCUGCAGGGUUCAGCGGUCCCACGUGCAACAAACUUAAGGGAGAGGCUUGUUCGCCUUAUUCGUGCGGAGUGGGCAGAUGCCAGGACACGGAGACCGGAUUCCAGUGCCAGUGCCCGUUGGGUCGAGCAGGUCUCAGAUGCGAAAAAUCGAUUACGAUUUUCGAGCCGGCGUUCAGGAACGACGCGUACCUGGCGUACCCGCCGCCCAGGCCCCUGAGGAGGACGCGAAUCGAAAUGAAGAUCAAACCGCGCGACGUCAAAGACGGCCUUUUACUCUACGCGGCGGAAACGGCCGAAGGUCACGGCGACUUUAUCAGUUUGGCCAUUAGAGAUCGCCACGUGGAAUUCAGAUUCGACAACGGUAACGGCGCGUCGGUAAUACGAAGCGACGAGGAAAUAAUUCCGGACCAGUGGUCCGCCAUUUUGGCGGUAAGGUCGCCAGCCGAAGGCAGGGUCAUCAUCAACGGGCACGCUUCGGCGCCGACCCGCCUGCCCGGGAAUCACAAGACGUUCACGCUGCUCACGCCCCUCUACAUCGGCGGCUACGACAAGCAAACCGUUACACUGAACAAGGGCGUGCAAGUCCGCAACGGUUUUAACGGUUGCAUCAUCGAUCUGAACGUGUCCGGUCUGACUCAAGACCUGCGCAACACCACGGACUCUUCGAACGUUGAGGAGUGUAACGCAGACGAGGACAUGGACAACAACAUCUUCUCGCCCGAGUACGCGCACGAACACCAAUACAAACCGAUCGUGUAUGACAGCAAAAAAAACGGAUGUUCGGACAGUCCGUGCAAGCACGGCGCGGAGUGCGUUCCCCUCUCACCGCUGGAGUACAGAUGCAACUGUCCAAACGGGUUCACGGGCACCAAUUGCGAAACGGCAAUGGAUCCGUGCCGGGAUAAACCGUGCAUGCACGAGGGCAACUGCAGACCAAACGUCACCACCUUCACUUGCGAUUGUCCGUUAGGGUUCGCCGGACCGACUUGCGACCAAAGGUACGAACUGAGAAACGACGCGCACUUUAACGGCGACGGGUAUCUCGAGUUCAGUCGAUCCUUGCUGAGCCACCAGAACGAUGAUGAGGCUGAAAUCGUCGCGUUGGAGUUUUCGACGAACAAACCGGACGGACUGGUCUUCUGGCACGGACAAAGUCCCGAUCAGGACGGGCGGGGACAGGAUUAUAUCGCUUUAGCGGUAUCGAACGGAUACCUGGAGUUCAGCUACGACUUGGGAAUGGGACCGGCCAUCAUUCGCAACACUGGAGUGCGCGUGGACGACGGCGAACGUCACAGCGUCAUACUGAAACGCGAAGGUCGCGUCGGUUCCAUCGACGUAGACCACAUGUACGUUGAGGAAGGUCAGUCGGAGGGCAUAACGACGACGAUGAACUGCAACGGCAACAUAUUCCUCGGAGGAGCUCCCAACGUCACUAGAAUGAGCGGAGGCCGCUUCGCCAAAGGUUUCGACGGUUGCAUACACGGGUUCGAGUUGCAACAGUCGAAAACGAUGGACCUUGGCGUCAAGGCCAUCAACGGUCUGAACGUGAAGCCCUGCUCUAGCUUUAACGACAUGAACAACAACAUCUUCAACUUUGACGAACUAGUGAAUUGAGGGAGUUUUAUAAUAUACAUAACGAUGGGUACCGUGAUUUUGUAAAAAGAUUAUUUUCCGUAAGUGUUCACUUCUUUUCAUUGUGUUCAUUUUGUUAAAAGGCGCACGUCGCAACUCAUCUUACGUUUAAUAUAAUAUAUUUAAUAUAUUAAUUAGUAAUAAUCCCCGCGGGGCCGCGUGUCGAGUUUCUUUUUGUUUCGCUUCGCUCUGGGACACGGCCCCCGUCUUUCGUUUGUUUAACUUUUUACGGAACUGCCAUCCUUUCUGGUCUUUUACCCCACCAAUUUUUUUAUACAAUUUUUUAUACAGUAUAUUUUUCUUAUUUAGAUGAUUUGUAUAAUAAUCGAACCGUGCCAUUUUAGAAUCUAGAUAUGACAGAAAACGCAGUCCACUAAUUGUAUUUGUAUAAUUUCCUCAUCCUAAGGCUACGAUUUUUUGUUUCCAUGGUGCUAUUAAUAUUGUAUUCAUAAUAUAAACCGGCCUUUGAGGUCCGUUUGUCCCACGGACCCGGUGGCCAAUAAUCGUUAUCGUAUAUACGCUGAGAGAAAUUUUCCACACACUUGCUUAUUACUCUAGAGGCGUAUUUAAGCAGGAAGCACCCCAGCAAAAAAAAAGUGGUGCUCCGCCGCUGCCGUUUUCGAAUCUUUUCUAACGCGCUAACUGUCCGACAGAAAACAUUGUGAUCCGAUUACAAGUAACCAAAACGUAUCAGCAAUGGUGAUUAACAAUAAGUAUAUGAAAAAAUAAAUAAAUAAAACUAGAUUAUAGAGGAAUAAUAAGGAUGACAAAUUUUUGUAAGCGUUUUCGUUGAUCGAGGUCAAAAAGAAUUCCGUUAAUGUAACCGUUAUUGUAAAAAAGAAGAUUAAAAUGGGUUUCGUCGAUAAAUGCUUCAAAUGUAUUAUUUACCAAUUAACGUGCUAUGUUAAAAUCGCAUUUUCAAUAACAAGAGACAAUAAAUUCUAAA